Messenger RNA from Cydia pomonella (codling moth), 2677 nucleotides. RefSeq lists its product as uncharacterized. The transcript has 3 exons. NCBI's taxonomy places the organism in Eukaryota, Metazoa, Arthropoda, Insecta, Lepidoptera, Tortricidae. The coding region runs from base 2105 to 2515 and encodes 136 amino acids. The record is from RefSeq and is a predicted model, not a curated record.
UUCAGUUACAAGUCGGCAUGGGUUCCUGUUGCAGGAAUGUCCUGAUUUUUUUUGGGAUAGUAUCUGUAUGUUUAGGGGGUAUGCGUCGCAAAAAUGGCAAAAUAAGGGAUACUCUAAUGGGUAUAUCUACCCAUUAGAGUAUCAAGGUACAAACUGUAAUUUCGGCUACGAAACAAAGUGUGAUUUAGCCAAGCUCAGAACUUUCAAAUUUGUAUAAAACAAUAUUUCUAGACACAUUUACUUUAUUUUCCGUUCUCACCAGAUAUUUCACUUCUUGUAAUAGCCUGCAAGAUUACAUCAGAGACCUUGGGACUAUGAGGACUUCAGAUAUUUAUAGACUGUUACAGUAGAUAAGUACCUUGAUAGAAGCUCUAGGCGAUAGUGUUUAUUUAUCAUGAGCGACCUGUCUGGCCUAGUGGGUAGUGACCCUGCCUAUGAAGCCGAUGGUCCCGGGUUCAAAUCCUGGUAAGGGCAUUUAUUCGUGUGAUGAGCAUGAAUAUUUGUUCCUGAGUCAUGGGUGUUUUCUAUGUAUUUAAGUAUUUAUAAAUAUUUAUAUAUUAUAUAUAUCGUUGUCUCAGUACCCUCAACACAAGCCUUAUUGAGCUUACUGUGGGACUUAGUCAAUUUGUGUAAUAAUGUCCUAUAAUAUUUAUUUAUUUAUUUAUCAUACCUAUGUUUUUGAGAAAUUUCUACAUCUACAAUGUUCUAAUAACUUAUACUUCUUCGCGGGAAGUAGUAAUUUCCGAUAGUCGACAGCUAAAGAUAGACCACUGUCUGUGAAUCAAUUCCAAGUAUCGCCAACUCAUCAUGAUUCCGUUUGCAAAAAUCUACCGAGUAGCUACGCGUCCAAUCGAAUUAACAAUGCCUAUUGCCCAUCAUUGCCAAACUAUCAUGACGUACCUUUGGGUAGGCGAGCCGACUGAUACGAAAAACACCAAGGCCAAACCAAAAGACAUAUCUCAUUCGCAGAUCGGAAAGUAGUGCGUGCUCAGGCCUCUUUCACCAUUCCUCCCGUCUGCCUUCCCCAAAACUGGCAUAAAGCAACCGAAAUUAUUAAAACAAAUGAACGUGCAAAAUCAGUGGCGGGCGAUUCAGCGUGGCGUGCAGUUCGAUCGUGGCAAAGCAAGGCGCGGAGGAAACGUCAGAAAAAUCGAAUUUCCAUGACGGCAGUCGAGGCUGAGGCGGCGCGGCGGCAACACCGCCGAGACAGCGCCCGCGCGCGGGCCCUAGCACCGCACUGUACGCGCCGCACGCCGACGCAGGCACUCGCUCACAUCUAACUUUCAAAAACGAUCAGUGCUCAAAGUGUCCUAACCCAAAAUCAAAUGGUAUAUGGUGGGCUAAUUAAGGGAUUAUGGGUUUGGCUGCGACCCGAACACGGGUCACUUUGUCGCCCGACCACAUAAAUUCGUGCUCGUUUGUUUCUUUAUUAAAAGUGUGUUUUUAAGAAGAAUCCAACAGUAUGUUCUUCGGGAAAGUGUUGAUGAUUAAAGUGACAAAAGUGGGCCGGCCAUGAAACUGCGACACCUAACGCCGAGUAGCGUCCGAUGGAAGGUGUCCAAGAACCAGAGACUGCGACUAGACGUGCGGAACGAAACAUGAAAGGCAGUGAAUAAACAAAGACAAUUGACUGUUCAAUACUAAACGCCAAAUUGCGCUUGCUUCCAUUAAUUUUCUCACGUAAAACAUAUCGGUAUUUUAAGAUAACGACCACUAUCGUAACUAAUCGUUCAAUUAGCUAUACAACUUAAUAUAGUUUUGCCUUUCUCGUGCCUAUCUUUAUCCAAUUCUAAAGCGUACUAAGUGAGAAAUCGGAAUAAAUUAUUCUGUGAUGGGACUAUAAGAGUGAUAUCGACGAUCGAAGUGUAAAUAAGUAGAUCUUUCUUAAUCUAUUUAUAUUUAAAAAGUAAAUAAAACUAGAAGAGAAUAGUAUAGACGCGCUAGUUGUAGAUUUAAUUAACUUGCUCGAGAUUAAUUCAAUAAUUUAAACAGACUCAAAUGAACAUUACAAAGCAAUAAAACAAGUGAAGUGUGAAUCUGUGCGUCUAAAAGCCGCUGGCUAAAUUUUCUGCUCUCGCGCACCGUAGCCACAAAACUGGCAGGUAUGCAGGCAGCUCUUAUGCUAAGAAGCAAAUCGCGGGAGAGAAGAAAACAACGUCUCAAGAGAGGGAUCAAGCAUGACCUGCCGAGUAACAUUGCUACCAAGUCCAUCGCUCCUUUCCCGAGAUAUCCACCGGCCUCAUGGUGCGCAGCCGGGCGUGCGGCAUGGCAGGAGGCGGCGGCACUGUCGGUGGGCGGCGGCGGCGCGGGCGCGGGCGGCGCAGCGCGUCGCUGCUCCGUGCUCGGCGACCACCCCGGCGCGCGCCGCGACCAGCGCGGCAAAUGGCACAGGAACAACCGGGUGAGAAAACUAGUCAUUGCAGAAGUCCGAAUCCUACGAAUACAUGAACUUACAAAGAUUUGUAGGGGGCACCCAUCACGCAAAACAGAAAACUCAUUCAAUUAUUUACCGUAAUAUUAUUUCUCUUUUGCCUAACAAAUUUCAAAUUCAAAUUGGUUGCUAAUGAUUGUUACCGUUGUAAAAAGUCACUAUUAGCAGUGGUGUCAUAGCGACGGCGUGGGCAAUCGGCAAGCGACUUUGGACCAAAUUAGUCAUUAGGUAGGUAAUUGAUAUAGU